AUUUAUUUAUCUCUCUUCAUUAUCGUAUUUACUUCACAUAAGCGAACUUGUCGUCGAAUUAGAGACAUACCGAAUAACUAGACAAAUAAGAUAACAGCAUGGACGUCGAAAGUAAUAUAACGUUAAACGAUAAGGCGGAGUUAACCUACUCGGUUAUGAGCAGUCGCCUUGGCAUGGAAAUUGCUUUGACGAUAUUCUUCAUAGCGGUUAUGUGUGUUGAUAUUGCCAUGUUCCACACAAUCUUUUGCUAUAAACGACUGCGCACUGUACCCAACAUCUUAUUCGCAAACUGGGCUAUCGCUGAUCUACUGUGCGCCAUGAUAACGCCAAGCGGAUAUAAAAUACUUUCCAUUAUAACAAGCGGCAACAUAACCCACGAGUUUCUGUGCUUCCUAGAAGAGUUUGGAGCAACGUUCCAUAUCGCGGUUAACUUGUUCGUCAUUAUAGUUUUAAUCGAUUGGCUUAUUGCCGCAUUUUUCGGAAGGGCGUCCGAGAAAUUUCGCGACAAUUACGUUUUGAUUGCGGGCGUAAUCUGGUUGAUCGCCCUUGUGUACGGAACUGCAUCGUCCGCCAUUUGCUUCCGCUUUUACUCGUAUUUCGUGCAUCACGCUUGGUCGUUAAUGUCCACUUACUGUAUUAUAGCUGUGCUGGUGAUCGGAUUGCAAGUCUCAAGGCUUGUCCAGAGAUUGCGGCAAUCUGGCAUUAUCUCCCCGACGUUAAACUUAACGUUCGGUACCAUUUACGCCAUUGGCUGUAUUUUAACUAUAGUUCAAAUGAUGACCCUGCGAUAUUAUGGAAGAGCUUUCGAAACUUUUGUAACGAUGUGCCUAUUCGGUACAAAUCUCGUAAAUUUUGGCGUGUUGAUGGUGACUAACUCUGAGUUCCGGACAUGCUUCUUAAUGGCGAUCAGAUGUAAGCGAGAUGAUGACGAUCACGAGUUUGAUUUUCACAAUCCGAUCAGUAAGGUAACGGUGAGCAAACAAAGACUCGAGAGUGAAUCCUCUUCUAUUGGGAGCCAGGAAUUUUUGACACAAAUUCAUUAAUUUAUAAUUAAGCUACACUGUCGCUAUCGAAAUUUGUCAUACUAAUUUAGUUUUGUGUUUAAGGAUAAAUAAAGUUUACCAAAUGAA
Photinus pyralis (common eastern firefly) is the source of this 1130-nucleotide messenger RNA. RefSeq lists its product as uncharacterized. The record is from RefSeq and is a predicted model, not a curated record. NCBI's taxonomy places the organism in Eukaryota, Metazoa, Arthropoda, Insecta, Coleoptera, Lampyridae. Bases 99 to 1043 code for a protein of 314 amino acids. The transcript is spliced from 2 exons.